This is a messenger RNA of Gilbertella persicaria, 815 nucleotides long. RefSeq lists its product as uncharacterized. Bases 202 to 672 code for a protein of 156 amino acids. The record is from RefSeq and is a predicted model, not a curated record. The transcript has 3 exons. NCBI's taxonomy places the organism in Eukaryota, Fungi, Mucoromycota, Mucoromycetes, Mucorales, Choanephoraceae.
UCGACCCAGUCCUAAAGAGACUCAGAUUGCACCACUGCCUACACCCAAUACGAUACCAAUAGAGAAUGACAGUACUGAACUUGUGCCAGUCUCAUCAAAUCCCUUUUUACCAUCAACAACAGCAGCCAUUGCCUCUACAGGAACACAUCGAAGAGGCAAAUCUAAUUUAGAAUAAUUUUUCUUUUCUUUUCUUUAUUUCCAAUGGUUCAAUUCUUAAUGGAUACUUUUGUUCAACAUGUGUCAGAACUAGAUCAGCUUCUUUUUCAAGAUGGACAAGAAAGACUCUUGAAAGAAAUAGAUGACUUUAUUGAUCAGUUUGAGACAAGGCAAGACUUGUUUGAUACAGCAGCUAAAAUGUAUGCUCAGUUGACUGUAUGUGAUAAAAAACUGAAUAGUCUCAAGACAGUUGAGUUGGAUACGACUCUAGAUAAACUACAUCAAACACAGCAUAGACUUGAUCAGUUAUUAUCAAAGACAGAACCCAGGACAGUCCAUCUUGAAGAAAAGAGACAAGCAUUUUUAACGCAACAAACAGAGCGUAAAAGACAGAUAGAAGCACAGAUCACAAGAGAAUCAGAUAAAAUAGAUGAAUAUUAUGCUAAAAAGACAAGAGAAUCCAUCUAUAGGAAUUUAGUGGGUUCAAAUCAAUGGUUGUCAUUGGAUAAAAAAUGAAUACGCAUACUUGUACACUUGACAGAUAUUAAAAUUUUUUUUUUUUCUUUCUUUCUCUUUUUAAAUAAUAAUAGUAAUAUGCUUCCACUUUCACUUUUAUAUACAGCUGCAGGUCAUCCUAUGCUUGUUGAACUCAAGAGUGG